Molecule: messenger RNA, 9672 nt
Organism: Lepisosteus oculatus (spotted gar)
Lineage: Eukaryota; Metazoa; Chordata; Actinopteri; Semionotiformes; Lepisosteidae
Source: RefSeq, a predicted model, not a curated record
UUCUGCAAAGUGCUUAGAGAAGGCGCUAUAUAAAAAAGUUUAUUAUUAUAUUAUUAUCAUGACGACUUCCCUGAGCUGGGCCCCGCAGUAACAACUCAGCUGCUGGACUGAAGCAGAACCGUCGACGAGCAGGGGUGGUGUUUACUUUUACGGGCCGUGCCGUGGGCUGCCGGCGUGUUUACACUCCACACGCAGAGGAUGCCCACGAGCACCCUCGGCGGUGACGUCACCCCCCCAGGGCGGGCCGAACCACAGCGCGGAAAAACACGGCCAGGCAGCGUCUCCCAACCAGCCCGGCAUCGCCAGUGCGCGGCGCAAACAGCAGGGGAAAGGCGGCCGGGGAUCACCGCGAAGCCUCCUUUCGAGCCGCAUACCGCGUUUCCGUCAAGCGCGCCGAGCCCGCAGCCGCGGGGCAGCGGCGAGGGACUAUUUUCCCUCUCCCCCCCCACCUCCCCCCGCUUCCUGUGCGCCGGCGGAAGUAUACACGGCGCAGCCCCGGCCUGCUCACUCCAAUGGCGACCGGAGCGGGCUGAGCGCAGAGCGGGAGCGGCCGAGGAGGGGGUCAGAGCGCUGCCACCCGAAAUAAAUAAAUAUCUCUCUCUCUCUCCGUCUGCUACCGUAGGGGGGGAAAACAGACCACGACUCCUCCUUCGCCUCCCCCACUUAACCAUGGCCGGCACGACGGCCAAAAGUCAGAGUGUCUCGCUCCUCGAGUCGGAGCUGUACUACCUGAUCUCCCGCUUCCUGACGACCGGCCCCUGCCGGAGAGCGGCGCAGGUCCUGGCGAGCGAGCUGGAGGAGUACGAGCUCCUGCCCAGGCGCCUGGACUGGCGAGGAGACGAGCACCCUCGCUCCUACGAAGACUUGGUUCGGGCGAACAGCCAUGUGGCCCCGGACCACCUGCUGCAGAUCUGCCGCCAGCUGGGCCCGCUGCUGGACAGACAGGUCCCCUCCUGCGUCCCGGGCGUGGGGUCCCUGCUGGGGGCGGGCCGCCACUCCGCGCUGCGCCUGGACAAAGAUUUCAAGAAAGUCGUGUGGAAGGGCUCGGCUUUCGCAGCCCUGCGCAGAGGCAGGCCCCCGGAGAUGCCGCCGACCUACAGCGACCCCCCGAAUCUCGUGGAGAUUUAUCGUGCCAGAGAGCUCACGGGCACAGAGCGUUUUAGUUCUGCGUGUCCCGUGACCCACUAUCAGCGCAUGAAGAUGCACAGGAGGAUCCUGGGACACCUCUCUGCUGUGUACUGCGUGGCCUUCGACCGCACCGGACUCCGCAUUUUCACCGGCUCUGACGACUGUUUGGUGAAGAUCUGGUCCUCUUUCGACGGCAGGUUGCAGUCCACGCUGAGGGGCCACUCGGCGGAGAUCUCUGACUUGGCCGUGAACUUCGAGAACACGCUCAUGGCGGCGGGCAGCUGCGACAAGUCGAUCCGCGUGUGGUGCCUCCGGACCUGCGCCCCCGUGGCCGUGCUGCAGGGGCACACGGGCUCCAUCACCUCCCUGCAGUUCUCCCCUUGUGCCAAGGGCACAGUGAGGUACUUGGUGUCCACUGGCACUGAUGGGAUGGUGUGCUUUUGGCAGUGGGACGCAAGCAACACAAGUUUUGUAGAUCGUCCGCACAAGUUUACAAAAAGACUCCGACCCGGUGUUCAGAUGGUGUGUUCUUCAUUUAGUCCCGGUGGCAUGUUCUUGGCAACAGGAAGUACUGACCAUGUCAUCAGAAUAUACUACCUGGGUGGUGGCAGCCCUGAGAGGUGUUCAGAGCUCGAGGCACACACGGAUAAAGUUGACAGUAUCCAGUUUUGCAAUACCGGGGACAGGUUUGUGAGCGGCAGCAGGGACGGUACAGCUCGAAUAUGGAAGCUCCAGCAGCAGCGAUGGAGAAGCAUUUUACUUGACAUGGCUACUAACUUACCAGGGUCUGCUCCUGCGGCGGCGGAGGAAAGCUUCUUCAAGUCGAAGGUGACGAUGGUCGCCUGGGACCGACACGACCACUCCGUCAUCACAGCGGUCAACAACCACCUCCUCAAGGUGUGGAACUCCUACACGGGGCAGCUGCUUCACGUCCUGAAGGGCCACGAGGACGAGGUCUUCGUGUUGGAGCCUCACCCCUUCGACUCCCGGAUCCUGCUGUCGGCCGGCCACGAUGGCAAUGUCUUCAUAUGGGAUGUCGUCAGAGGAACGAAAACCCAGCAUUACUUCAACAUGAUUGAGGGGCAGGGUCACGGGGCGGUUUUUGACUGCAAGUUCUCUCCAGAUGGCCAGCACUUCGCCUGCACGGACUCCCACGGACAUCUGAUCAUAUUUGGGUUUGGAUCCUCUAAGCCCUAUGAGAAGCUUCCGGAUCAGAUGUUUUUCCACACGGAUUACCGGCCCCUCAUCCGAGACGCGAAUAAUUACGUGCUGGAUGAGCAGACGCAGCAGGCACCCCACCUCAUGCCGCCCCCUUUCCUGGUGGAUGUGGAUGGAAACCCACACCCCCCCAGAUACCAGAGGCUCGUCCCCGGCAGGGAGGGCUUCGCCGACGAGCACCUGGUGCCCCAGCUGGGAUACGUAGCGACAAGUGACGGGGAUGUGGUGGAGCAGGUGAUCAGCCAGCAGACCGGGGAUCAGGACGAUGCGGGCCAGGAGCCCAGCAUGCUGGACGGCUUCAUCCGGGAGCUGCAGGAGCAGCAGGACAGGCAGAACGGAGCAGAGCCUGGAGCACCCCCCAGCGUAGAAGGCACCCCCCGCAGAGUUUUCCGAAGCCAGAGCGCGGACGUGCAGUCGUCUCCCAGCGUGGGGCUGCGGCGCAGCGGGCAGGUGGAGGGCGUGCGGCAGAUGCACCAGAACGCGCCGAGGAGCCAGAUGGCCACGGAGAGGGACCUGCAGGCCUGGAAGCGCAGGGUCGUGGUGCCGGAGAUGUCGCCCAGCCUGUACCGGAGACAGGAGGAGUACAGAAUCGGCAAGGGGGAAGAGGAGAUUUCACUCUACCUGUCGAAGAAGAAGAGACCACCUCACGGGGCACGGGACGAUUCUGACGAUGACAAGACUUACGCUAAACGCACGCAGUCUCGCAGGCCGCGGGUGAGGAGCCUUCGGACCCGCAACACUGCGGCUGAGUACAUAGAAGACUCUUGUGAGGAGGGGGAGGAAACCAGAAGCUCUGCUGAUGAGGGCAACGAAACAGAAGUCAGCGGAGCACCUUCAGCGGAGUCUUCCAACGAGGAAGAGGAGGCAGAGGAGUGGAAAACCGAAAGCUCCAGCUCCUCCAGCGAGUACUCGGACUGGACAGCCGACGCGGGCAUAAACCUGCAGCCGCCCACCCGGCUCUCAUCCCGCCACCGUGCAAUGGUGUGGAUCAGCAGCUCCGAGGAGGAAGAGGAGGAGCCUCCUGACGAGGAGGAGCGCCCGCCUCAGCCUCCGAAACAGAGGAGGUCCAGGAACAGAACUCCCCGGAGACCAUCAUUUAACAGAGAGGUUUCAAACGAGUUCCGUCCCUCCGCUUGGAUCACCGAUGUCAUUCCCCGGAAAUCACCGUUUGUUCCUCAGAUGGGUGACGAGGUGAUCUACUUCCGCCAGGGCCAUGAGGCGUACGUGGAGGCCGUGAGAAGAGGCAGCCUGUACAGCCUUAACCUUGAGAAGCAGCCGUGGAGAAAGAUGGACCUGAGAGACCAAGAGUUCGUAAAAAUCACUGGAAUCAAGUAUGAAGUGUCGCCUCCAACACUGUGCUGCCUGAAGCUUUCUCUUAUUGAUCACGGCACAGGGAGACUCACGGAUAAAUCCUUCUCUCUAAAGUACCACGACAUGCCAGAUGUGAUUGACUUCCUUGUCCUGAGGCAGUGUUAUGAUGAAGCCUGGCAGAGAAACUGGCAGCCAAAUGACCGAUUCCGAUCUGUGAUCGACGACGCCUGGUGGUUUGGGACUCUGGUGUGUCAGGAGCCGUAUCAGCCGGAGUAUCCCGACAGUCACUUUCAGUGCUUCACCGUGCGGUGGGACAAUGGAGAGACGGAGAAGCUCAGCCCCUGGGAUGUGGAGCCUAUUCCACCGAACGCCCAGCACCCCGAGACGGUGGGAGGCAGCGUGCCCGUGACCUCGGACGAGAUGAGCGAGCUGCUGUACCAGCCGCGGCGCGGGGAGUGGGGCCGGCGGGGCCGGGACGAGGAGUGUGAGCGGAUCAUCAGCGGCAUCGAUCAGCUUGUGGCCCUCGACAUCGCGGCUCCCUUUGCUGGCCCGGUGGACCUUGUUCAGUAUCCCACCUACUGCAGGGUGGUGGCGUACCCUACCGACCUCAGCACCAUCAGAAUGAGGCUGGUGAAUCGGUUUUACAGAAGGAUCUCGGCUUUAGUCUGGGAGGUGAGGUACAUUGAGCUCAAUGCCAGGUCCUUCAAUGAGCCAAGCAGCAAGAUUGCACAGACGGCGAAGAAGAUCACAGACGUCCUCCUCAAGUUCAUUAAUAAAGAGGACUGUGUAGACAUUUUGGAGAUCUACAACACGAUGGACGAUCUGAGCUGCACUGAAGAUGAGGAGCUGGACGACACAGAUGCACCUGGAACUUCCUCGGGAAGGAACCUGAGACAACGCAAUAUGGAGUUUCUCUACGACGUCGAUGCCUGGAAGGACCAGUGCAAGCUGCUGGUGGACUACAUCCUGGAGUGCGAGGACUCCGAGCCCUUCCGGCAGCCUGUCGAUCCGGAUGACUAUCCGGACUAUCGGGACAUCAUUGACACGCCGAUGGAUUUUGGGACGGUGAAGCGGACUCUGGAAGAGGACAAGUAUGAGAAUCCAGUCGAGCUAUGCAAAGAUAUCCGCCUCAUCUUCCUUAAUGCAAAAGCCUAUACACCAAAUAAGCGUUCGAAGAUCUACAGCAUGACCUUGCGGCUCUCCGCCUUCUUUGAGGAGCGGAUAAGGAUGAUCAUCCCAGACUACAAGACGGCGCUGAAGCACAGCGAGACGCUGCGGCGCAGCCAGCGGUGCCGGCGGAGGCUGCAGCACCGAGAGCCGCUGCAGUCUGGCUGCCGUGCUUCCGGUCGGAAAGGGAAGGUAUUAAAAGCUCAGGAAGAGGUGGAAACAUCAUCCAAGACUUGUACGACAUCUACCUCAGCCAAAGCGUCUGCCACAGCGCGGUUCCGGAGGAGGAGGAGGAGGAGAGGUGUCUCGUCUGGAGAAGAUUCUUCAGCGUCCGACAAAGCCCUCUCUGCAGCCUCAGGGCACAACACCGAGGAGUCCACGACCACCUCGGAGAGCGAGAGCGAGGCGUCUUCCAGCAGCAGUUCCAGGGCCUCGGUCUCCUCCUCGCGUCGCCAUGGUAGCAGGGAGGUGGGCGGAGCCAGGGUGACCAGGAACAGGCCUGCGCAGCACUGGAAGAGGCCAGGUUCAGUGUCGGAGAGCGAGGCGUCUUCCAGCAGCCCCCAGGACAGCGACGAUGGCAGUGCCGCGCGCCCGCGGAGCGGAGAGAGGAGAGCAGCCGGGGCGUCCGGCAGCAGGGUGACCAGGAACAGGGCUGCGGCCGGACGGGAAAGGCCAGAGACCGGCGUGCAGGUGAACGGCCACGGCAGCAGAAUUUCCCGGGACGAGUGGGCGAGUGACUCGGAUGGGGAGGGGCCUUCUGACUCGCAUACUGACAGCGAGGAGGAGGAGGAGGAGGAGGAGGAGAUUGGGCGGAGGCCGUCGACCAGGAGGGCGGCUGUGGCUGCCGCCAACAAGACGAAGGUGAUGAGCACCACCGAGGAUGACGAGGAGUCGACCUGCUCUGAAAAGGAGGAUGAUGGGAAGGCGGGUGGCUGCCGGCCUCGGCACAGGGUGAACAAGCGCAAGCUGAGCAUCCAGAGCAGCUCUGAGGACGAGGAGACGUCGCCCCAGGGUGACCUUCGCUCAGGGUCGAGAGAAGGUGAGCAGUCUUCCAGCAGCUCGAAGGAGAGCCGAGAUGAACCUCUGGCCUCGUCUCGUCCCCAUCAGAAUGGGGAGACCGGAGGGACCUGCAGGGGCAGGGCAACCAGGAGCAGCCAAGAGAGAAGUGCUCAGGUGAACGGUCACAGUCGGACCUCUCGCACGAGCAGAGCGAGGAGGCGGGGGGCUCGUCGACCCAUGGGAGCCAUCGCCGAAGAGGAGGGAAUCAGGCGGAGGCCGUCGGCCAGGAAGACGGCGGUUGCUGCUGCCAGCAAAAUGAAGAUGAUGACUGAGGAUGACGAGGAGCUGCCGCCCCUGGGAGAAGGGGGUGGUGGGCGGUACCCUCGGAGAACCACCACCACCAAGAAGGUGUUGAACACGGAGAGCAGCUCCGAAGAGGAGUCUGUCCUGGACGUGGAGGUGGGAAAUAGCGGCCAAAAGUGUCCUCUCCAAAAUGGGAAGAAAUUAACGCAGAAGAAGGGGAUGAGAGGACACACCUCGGAGAGUGAAGAGCACGUUGGAAACGAUAAUAAGGGGAGAGUGUCUUUGCAACAUAAAAAGGGUAAAUUGCCCUUAAAAAGCCAGAGGCUUGAGUCUGGCACUGAGGAGGAAGAACCACAGCCCUCCCAUUGCAGACGCCCUGCGGCUUCAGCUUCAAGAUGGAAGGUGUUGGCUUCUGCCGAGGAAACCGAAGAAUCGAGCGAAGACAACAAGCACAGACGGUCGAACGGCAAGAGCGAGGGAGCAGAAUCUGCCUCGAGCGAGGAGGAGGCCAGGCAGCCUUCUCGGAGUGCAGCCCAGAGAAAGACGCCAACUGUGAAACCUGGGGAUAGGUGGGUGUCUGAAAGCGUGGACUGCAACAACAGGGCUUCCUCAGAGGAGGGUCUGGCGCAUCGCACCAAACGCAGGUACAACAUGCGGCAGGCUCGCAGGUUUGCCGCUGACGGGGACGAAGCCAGUCACAGCAGGGAACAGUUUUCCCGUGCUUGUAAAAGGAAAUCCUUCGCAGUCCUGAGGGAAGACUCUCUGUCUGAGAGCGAAGACCCUGGGGACCUGCCCACUGCGGCCGCCUCUGAAAGGAGCACUAGGCUCCAGCAGGAGAGAGACUCGUCGGAGGAGCGUUCAGAGCCUGCAGAGGACGCCCAGCGCAAGACCAGCAGAGAACAGGAUCAUUGUUCUUCCAGGAGACACGGUGGUAAGCUGGACUGUAGGGGUAGCUGUACUGAAAGCACUGUCUACCAGAAAUGGUCUUCCGGUUACUUAGCGGGCACAGGCGUGGAGGUGGAGGCAAGCAGUCGGCGUGAUGCAGGAAAAUCGCAUUGCACAGACAGCGACUCCCAGGAAGAGCAGCCUGGCCGUCAGGAGAGAGUGUUUUCCGGCAGAAAACCUUGUCUGCGAGCCUUGCCCCGGAAAAGAGAUGCCACGGAGGACUCGGAGGAAGAGGAAUGGCGGUCCGAAACAGAAGGUGGCUUGGAAUCCAGGAAAAAAGGCCAACUCUGGAGGACCGGUGCUCGGGACGAGGGGAGGCGGCGGGAGCCGAGCGGUCGGGCCAACCUCAGGAAGAGGCGCCUCUCCGAUUCCGAGGAUAACCUCCCCAUCAAAAAGAAAUGCCUGCGGAAUUUGGAGCGCCAUUCUAGAGGAAACGGAGAGGAACAGACAUUUAGAAAAAAAUACUGUGAAGAAGAAUCGGCAAGCGAUUUUGAAGCCGAGGAGGGAGACGACGACGGGGACCGCGAUGAGAGCGACGGGCUCUCGGAGGACGAGGAGCCGAGAUCCAGAGGCAGGACGAUCCGGUCGGCUCCGCACGUCGCAGCCGCAAGGAACAGAAGCAGCUCGAGCCACCAGAGGAGAUGGGAAAGCAGCAGCAGCGGCGGCGGCGGCUGGAGCACUGGGUCUGGCAGCGAGGAGGAAAGCGGCUCUUCCGCGUCGCUCCUUUCGGGGCCACAUACCCGAGUCCGCGGCGGCGGCAGGGGGCGCCGCUUUGGGGACACGGACUGCAGCAGCCAGGGAGCCGCCCGGCGCUCCGGAAGGAAGCGGAGGAAGGCGUCGGCCGUCGACAGCGAUGGCGGCGAAGUCUUUUCCGCCCCCAGGAAGCCGCGGCAAGCCUCCCGCAUCCGGACGAGAAAUCGCGGCAGGCGGACCGUGUCGUAUCGCGACAGCGAGUGAAGGGAGCGAGGCGGAGCGGCGCCGGGCUCGUCCUCGGCCAUAACUUAUGGGACACUUUCAAGACGCGUGAUUGUCAAGGAAAUGUAGUAGCACUGGAAACCUUUAGAAAAAAUGCUGUGAAUCAGUUUCAUUCAGGGAUAUUUAUAUUUUCUAUGAAAAGGUUUAUAGAGCUUAGGAACUGUUACUAAGGCAUUUACUUGCUGUUUUCACAAUGGUUAGCACAGAUACCGUAUUGUGCCUCUUUCUUGGGGCAAAUAUUAAUAUGUCCACAGGUUUAAUUGAGCAAAAAAAUCUGUUCACGUUCAGCUUUUGUGAUUUUGGCCAGCUAGUCAAAGGUUUGUGGGGAAGCAUUAGCCGCUUGGGUGCUAUCUAAAUAUACCUCUUAAUAAUUAACCUGAUAUUGCUGGCUGGCUUACACUAAAAUACAGAGGCGUUUCAUUUACUAGUCUUGCAUUAGAAACUCAGGGGUCAGAAAAGUUUACUGAACUCUCAUGCAUUCUUUAUGAAAAUCAAAGCAACCCUUUCUUAAAUAAAUUCAAACAUAUGCACUGGCCUUGAACAAAUCUGCCCCACCCUCCUGACACUACUCCAGAGAGCCACGAACUUUGUACACUGCAAAUUUGACAGCUGUAGAAAGAUGCUUAAAUUUUAUCUACGUGCCACAUUGCACAACCAUUGAGCCCUUUUUUGUCAUAUCAAAAGCUUAUCUGUGGAAGUUAGGGAAAACCUUAAUGUCUGUCCUAACACUUUGGGGAAUGAGAACUUUGUGGGGAGUGUAAUCAAGGUGUUUGCAGAACCAUAAUUCUACCGUACAGAAAUGAAAUCUCUUCAGGUUCUGGAGUUAAAGUGCCAAAGAACCAUCAAAAGGCAGUCUCUCAAACCAGUGGGUUGUGCGGAGUGGCUUCAGCGCUGUGUCCGACAUUCAUAUUUAUUGUUCAGCCUUGUUCUAUUUCCAAAAUUAGUUGGUAACUUGCCAAGUGCAGAAUACCCAAAAAAAUCCUCCCCAUUCUAUCUUAGUUUCUGUAGCAUAACAGUUUCUCAUAUUGGGAAGACUUGCUUGGGUAUAGGUCAUCCUUGUAUUGUUUCAGUAUUAAAAUCACCUUUGAGACCUAACCCGGAGCGUAGAACUGUACUUAACUCAGACUUCUUUGAAUUUAGAAUUCAGAACGUGUUCUUGAGAUGUGGGUAAAAUAGCAUUUUUUGUUUUGAAUAAAGAAGAAGUUUGAAUUUUUAUGGUUUAUUUUGCUUUACAAUUUAAAGUUAGGAAAGGCUCCAGAAUGUCUUUACAUCUCAUGUUUAAUUUUCCAUUGUUAAUGACAUUUUCAUUGUUCGCUUGUGUUGGCGUUGACCCACAGUUGAGGGGAGCUGCUUUUGGCUUAUAAAAUCACAGUUGCCAAACUACAGGUAUUUGUGAUGUCUGAACGUUAAACCCAAAACUGGGACUGCAAACUGACCUUGAAUGACCUCAUUCAGAGGACCAGGUCUGCUUUGCGUGUAGUUAAAAGCUGUUGAAGCUAAUCAGAAAUUGAAUUGCUGUAUAGAAUUAGUUUGGUUUAAAAUGAUUUUUUUUGUUCCAUUUGUUGUUAGUGGUUCGGAGUAUCAUGCUGUUUGCUCCAAUAAAGCAGAUGGGAGAGUAAACAAUUG